AUGUUGGCCUUCUUGGUUCUCUUGUCUGUGGCCUUUGCAUCAUCUCACGGUGCUAGUGAGCACUUUGAAGGUGAGAAAGUGUUCCGAAUUGAUGUUGAAGAUGAAUAUCAUAUCAACUUGCUACAGAAGUUGGCCAGCAUUACCCAGCUAGACUUCUGGAAACCAGACUCUGUGACACAAAUCAAGCCUCACACAACUGUGGACUUCCGGGCAACAGCAGAAGAUGUCAACACAGUGGAGGACUUCCUGGAGGAGAAUGAAUUCAACUAUGAGGUCUUGAUCAACAACCUGAAACUUGCACUGGAGGGUCAGUUUGACAGUCAGGUCCGCAGCUCUGGACACAGCUACAAGAAAUACAACAACUGGGAAACGAUUGAAGCUUGGACUGAACAAAUUGCCAAUGAUAACCCAGCCCUUGUCACUCGCAGUGUCAUCGGAACCACCUUUGAAGGACGUAAUAUGUAUGUUCUCAAGGUUGGCAAAAGUGGACAAAAUAAGCCUGCCGUUUUCAUGGACUGUGGUUUCCAUGCCCGAGAGUGGAUUUCCCCUGCCUUCUGCCAGUGGUUUGUGAAAGAAGCUGUUCGUACCUAUGGAAGGGAAAUCCACAUGACCGAACUUCUCGAAAAGCUAGACUUCUAUGUUUUGCCUGUGGUCAAUAUUGAUGGCUACGUGUACACCUGGACAAAGAACCGAAUGUGGAGAAAGACCCGUUCUACUCAUCAAGGUUCUGCCUGCAUUGGAACUGACCCUAACAGAAAUUUUGAUGCUGGUUGGUGCACAAUGGGAGCCUCUACUAAGCCUUGUGAUGAUACCUACUGCGGACCUUCUGUAGAAUCUGAGAAAGAGACUAAAGCCCUGGCUGAUUUCAUCCGUAGCAAGCUCCCCUCCAUCAAAGCCUACCUGACUAUCCACUCAUACUCACAGAUGAUGCUGUACCCUUAUUCCUAUGAUUACAAAGUCACCAAGGACAAUGUUGAGUUGAAUGCCCUGGCUAAGGCCACUGUGAAGGAGCUGGCUACACUGCAUGGCACCAAGUACACAUAUGGACCAGGAGCAACAACCAUUUAUCCUGCUGCUGGGGGCUCUGAUGACUGGGCUUAUGACCAAGGAAUCAAGUACUCUUUCACCUUUGAACUCAGAGAUAAAGGCAGAUAUGGCUUUGCUCUCCCUGAAAGUCAGAUCCAACCUACCUGCGAGGAGACCAUGCUAGCCAUCAAGCACAUCGCCAAAUACGUCCUGGACCAUCCAUACUAG
Suncus etruscus (white-toothed pygmy shrew) is the source of this 1254-nucleotide messenger RNA. It is a transcript of the gene CPB1, whose product is annotated as carboxypeptidase B1. Lineage: Eukaryota; Metazoa; Chordata; Mammalia; Eulipotyphla; Soricidae. Bases 1 to 1254 code for a protein of 417 amino acids. The transcript is spliced from 11 exons. Gene Ontology annotation, biological process: proteolysis. Gene Ontology annotation, molecular function: zinc ion binding; metallocarboxypeptidase activity. The record is from RefSeq and is a predicted model, not a curated record.